Messenger RNA from Rotaria sp. Silwood2, 819 nucleotides. The record is from the annotation of a GenBank genome assembly. NCBI's taxonomy places the organism in Eukaryota, Metazoa, Rotifera, Eurotatoria, Philodinida, Philodinidae.
AUGAUGAAAAAUUUUACGGGAUUUGCUGAACUAUGGGAAAAAGAACCAGAAACAACUGUAAAAGCAUUUAUGGACUCGAAACCAUUAAUGGUUGAUUUUGAAGCAUUAUUUAAACAUUAUCGUCGAAUGGAAACUGAUAUUGAUGAAUUUCCUCCAUCAUUUCAAGUUGGUUCAAUUGUAUUUUAUACUGAUAAUUUAAAACGUGGUUUAAAAACUGAAAUAAAUAAUUGGAAAAUGGCUUAUGCUAAAGCUUUAAAUGACAAAUCAUCACAAGAUAUGCAAAUGGUCUUCGAUAAAAUCGAUGAUAUACAAAAACGUUUAACACGUCCAUGUAAAGAUUUAGACGAUGUUCGUACGCAUAUGGGUGCAUUAUCUGAAAUUCGUCAAAAUGAAAUUUUAAUUGAUCAAACAAUAACACCUGUUGAAGAAACUUAUGUUAUGUUAAAUAAAUAUGAAAUUGCAUUUAAUGAUGGUAAACCUGAACUUGUUGAUACAUUACAAUAUGCAUGGAAAAAAUGUUUACAACAAGGAAAAGAAGUACAAGCUCAUUUACUUGAGAUUCAACCAGUAUUUAAACAAAAUCUUCUGGAUAAUGUUACAACAUUUCAACAAGAUUUUAUUACAUUUGUUGAUGAUUAUAAUAAAAAAGGACCUAUGGUUCAUGGUACACCACCACGUGAAGCUAGUGAUCGUUUAACAAUCUUUCAAGCGAAAUUUGAUGAAUUAUGGAGAAAAUUUGAAACAUAUAGUGCUGGUGAAGAUUUAUUUGGUUUAGCAAUAACGGAUUAUCCAGAUUUACAACGAAUUAAACGAGUAUAA